AUGGCUAUGGUCAGCACAAAUAUUUCUCUUAACUUGCCUUCUGCAAACAGAAACACCUUCAGGGAUGUUUCCUUUUCCUCUUACUUGAAUGUAGAUGAAGAAGCCUGUGUACUUAAGCUGGCAGAGGAAAAUCGGAGUCCACUCGGGUCGUCCGCGUCUAUCACAAAUGAGUAUGUUAACCUAGGAAGAAAGGACACAGAAGACACAGAAAUUGAUGUCUUUGGUGCCGAGAAAUACUUGGAUGAAGGAACGAAUUCUAGUCAGAAAAUCACCAAGUAUGUCCCGAAUUGCAAACAAAAGAACUAUCCUCUCGAUGUAAGAAUGGCAACACCAAGUAUUCGAUCUGAAUCAACUUGGAACAGCCGGAGUGCGUUACUGCAUCGUAGUUCAAGAAAUCAGCAGCCCCAAAAGGCAAUCAAGGUUCAUGGAAAGAGAUUCUUUACUAGAAUUGGUUGUAAUUUCUCUUGUAGUGACAAGAAUUCUGUCGAAAUUCAAGAUUAUGUGAGUGAUAACUUUUCCAACAAGAAUAUGAACACUGGAUUGGUUACUUACAAAGAGAAACAAGCAGUCGAAACCCGCGAUAUACUUGUUGACAAGUCCCAAUCAAGUUCAUGGUUCAAGAAGGAUUGGCACUGCAAGGGAUUUGAUGAAGUGGGUGUUGGAUUGAAGAUUGAUGAUCAUUUCAGCUUCCCGGUUUUUAAUCCCGAGACUCGAAAUCAACCAGUUAAGACGAAGCUGCAAGAGGAAGAGGAUAAAACAAAGAGAAAAUCUCUGGAACUUUUUACCUUCCCAAUACUGGAAAGUGGGAAGAAUUCCUUGUCGAAUUGGGAUGCAAUCCCUCCAAGAAUGAAAGAGAUUGAAAUCUCAGCAAGUUCUAAUGUCAUGCAUAGUGACAUUGAGAGUGAUUCAAGUUCAGAUUUAUUUGAAAUAGAAAGCCUGUCACACAGUUCCAACUACCCCUUUCUUACCAGGCCAGAAUCAGAUGGCAUGUCCAGCUGCAUCACCCCAACAUGUUGUUAUGCACCAAGUGAAGCUAGCAUAGAUUGGAGUGUUGUCACGGCCUCCAUGUUGGAUUCUGUGGAGCCUACUUUUUCGCAAAUCGAUCUUCGCAUUUCGGAAGAGCAAAGAACCACCACGGACACACCAUAUGAUUCCUGGAGAAUGGCCCUAAAUGCAAAAACCAGACGGGGAAAAGAUACGACAAAGCAGCGUCCAAGCAUUCUUUUGGGUUGCAAGAAUCACAAGGCUGUCGAAGUUGUAGGAGACGGUGAGAUUUGUAAGGCUAUUAUUUGCUUAGAGAUUGCUUCUUCUAGGAUGGAAGUCAUAUUUGAUCGUCAGACUGCGAUAAAAUUGAGUGGCUUGUCUGAGAAGGCUUAUAGUAGAUCCUUUAAUUCGAUGCAGAAUGGCAUUGGUGUCAAGAACAAGCUUGAUGUAAGAGAAUUGGCCAUUCAAUUUGGAUGCAUUAGGCUCAUUCCUUUGGUCCUCAAAGGCUUAUCUUUGUAUAAGGAAAGAUUUAUUACUUCAUUGCCAUCUUCUCGUCGGGCAAGUACUGACUUCACUCGUCCUGUGUUUACUGCCGUUGCAUUCUACCUCUGUGCAAAACGACACAAGCUCAAGGCAGACAAAAUUAAGUUGAUAGAACUUGCUGGAUCAUCAGAAUCUGAAUUUUCUACUGUAUCUACUUCAAUGAAGGACCUAUGCUUUGAUGCGUUCGGGAUAACAAAGGAAAAGAAGGAUCCUAAAGAUGUUAAAGGAAACCGAGAGCUUCUAAAUGCAUUUCCUGAAAAAAGGAGGCUCGAGGAUGGAGGCUAUUCAUCUGAUGAUGGAGAAGAGCCUUCUGCGUACAAGAAGCGCAAACAGAUGGAUAAUCGUGCCUAUAAUGAGUGGAAAUCUGCUGUUCUCCAAUCUAAUAACACUGCCAAGGCAAAAGCUCCUGCAAAACGAAGCAGACAAUCUGGUCUUAACUUUGUGAAGAAAGCUCCUGAAACCAGCGUGGAGGCUACAUAA
Molecule: messenger RNA, 2007 nt
Organism: Fraxinus pennsylvanica
Lineage: Eukaryota; Viridiplantae; Streptophyta; Magnoliopsida; Lamiales; Oleaceae
Source: the annotation of a GenBank genome assembly